AUGGAGUGCGAUUCCGGAAAUAGACUUGCUGCGUAUCGCUUCGUCGCCUACUCUGCCGUAGCUUUCUCAGUGGUGGCUGGACUCUCCGUCUGUAUAACUCUACCUAUGGUCUAUAAUUACAUACAUCAUGUGAAGAGAUCAACGUAUACGGAAAUCAACUUCUGCAAGGGAUCUGUGGGAAAAAUUUGGAGUGGGGUGACAACUAUAAAAAACGUGCCAACAUCAAACAGAACCACUCGCCAAGCCGAAACAAAUCCAUGCGAUGAGUGCUGUGCUCCAGGACCCGCCGGGCCACAAGGCCCACCUGGUAGACCAGGCCGUCCAGGUUUGCCAGGCUCACCAGGAAUGCCUGGAGCACCUGGAAGACCGCCAGUGCAACCAUGUGAACCGAUUACACCACCACCAUGCCAACCUUGUCCACAAGGACCUCCCGGACCACAAGGACCUCCCGGGCCACAAGGUAUGCCUGGUCAGUCUGGAGCACCUGGGCGCGCUGGAGGGGCAGGACAAGCAGGACCACCUGGACCGAAAGGGCCUCCAGGGCCACCAGGAAAUCCAGGGGCUCCUGGAUCUGCUGGACCACCCGGAGAGUCUGCAACUGGAGUAACAGAAGCCGGGCCGCCCGGACCACCGGGACUACCGGGGCCCAUGGGACCUCCGGGACCUGAUGGCAUGGCGGGAUCUCAAGAAGGAGCUGGACCAGCCGGACCCAAGGGACCUCCAGGUCCCGAUGGUGCGCCAGGAGCACCAGGAAACCCAGGUUUGCCAGGAGAGUCGGGUGCGCCAGGUACCCCUGGUGAACGUGGAAUUUGCCCCAAGUACUGUGCACUCGAUGGAGGUGUAUUCUUUGAAGAUGGAACCAGUCGUCGACGAUGA
Messenger RNA from Necator americanus (New World hookworm), 876 nucleotides. RefSeq lists its product as uncharacterized. Bases 1 to 876 code for a protein of 291 amino acids. Gene Ontology annotation, molecular function: structural constituent of cuticle. The transcript has 3 exons. NCBI's taxonomy places the organism in Eukaryota, Metazoa, Nematoda, Chromadorea, Rhabditida, Ancylostomatidae. The record is from RefSeq and is a predicted model, not a curated record.